Messenger RNA from Pungitius pungitius (ninespine stickleback), 3753 nucleotides. RefSeq lists its product as uncharacterized. The transcript is spliced from 4 exons. NCBI's taxonomy places the organism in Eukaryota, Metazoa, Chordata, Actinopteri, Perciformes, Gasterosteidae. The record is from RefSeq and is a predicted model, not a curated record. Gene Ontology annotation, biological process: regulation of transcription by RNA polymerase II. Bases 951 to 2627 code for a protein of 558 amino acids. Gene Ontology annotation, molecular function: RNA polymerase II cis-regulatory region sequence-specific DNA binding; DNA-binding transcription factor activity.
ACCGCGGUGUUUAAAGAAAUCCGACUCCAUUCAAAAAUCUACGUGUUUAUGAUGCGACGGGAGACGCAUGUUAGUGACGUAAGUUUGCGGAAACUUUUAUUUCCCAAAAGAUGGACUGCAAUGAAGCGCUUCUUAAAUGCCUUCGUCCGUGUUGUUACAGUGUUGUGUCAUGCAGACGGAAUAAGACAAAAAGUACUUUAUUGACAAGGUUGCAAUUUAAAUGAGUUAUUCUUACGGUCACUUACAUGAUCUCGGUUUCUCGGUCAUGAUCGUUAUUUCUCUCGUGAAUAUUGGAAGGAAUUAUGGAAUUGAGGAAUUGUGUAGCUGUAAUCUGACACAAGUGUAACAUAUUCACUAACAAUUGCAAUUUCUUUAUCAAGAGGCGCUGUCUUUUUCUCAACACCCAAGCAGCCGAAACGCUUAAGAUUGUCCCAAUUGACUUCCCGUAUGUUGUAUCUCGGAAGCGUCUACUGUUCGCGGAAUCAACAGGAAGCGAUAGCCCAACGUCAUUUGGCACGUUACAUUAGAGCUUGAUGUUGAAUUGUUUAUUAGCUGCCAAAACAACCGCCAACUAAAGAUACAUUAAAUGAAGGUUAACGGUGAUCACAUUAUGUUUCCGAUGAUGGCUUAUCGCAUGAGUUGGAACCAGGCUUUAACUCGGAUUCUUAACUAGUGCGGUAAGCUAGUUGGCUAACGUUAAUGCUGACAUUUCAAGCCUCCCCAACAUUGGGCUUUGUUUAGUGGAAGUAAACCAACGGUAAAUGUGGACCGACCAACAUACGCGCAAGACUGGGUUAUCGCUACCUGGACUGAAAACUACUGGGAACGACGAGGGCACGUCCAACUGUAGGAGACCGCCGUUAGCUUUGCUCAUCCUCUGGCCAUCCGCUGCAUUCUUAUACAGUCGGAAAUCGUUUCUUUUCCCACGGUAAUUCAACAUCUUUGCCAUAAUGGCCGAAACAAUAGUAACGUUUCAGUCCCAACUCUCUGGUGUCAUGGAAACAGUCUUCAAAGCUGCCAUGUAUGAGAUCACGCGGCUGGUGGAGGACAGUUUUUUGGAAGAGGUAACAAGGUGCAGGGAGCAGGUCGAGUCCCUCAAGAGGCGACUGAAGUGGUCGGAGAGUCGCCGUAAAGACCGAGAGGGAGACAGGAGAGGAAAAUGUCUCGACUGUGGAAGAGUAGGGGUGUCCGAUGAGGACAAUCCCAUCGCGACAGAGAAAAGUCUUAAACAGGAGAGCGUGUUGCAAGAGGUAAAUGACUCCCAAAGCGCUGACGGAGGGACGCCCAGUCGUGCAGCGAAAGAGGCCAGACCAGUGGCGCACAGGGCCAUGAUGACAACACAGUCUCCAGGUGCACAGGGUGACAAGCUGAAUAGGCUGCUCAAGGAGGAAGCUCUUCAGAUCACACCAGAAACUGAGUCCCAUGAGAGAUGGGGAGUCAAUUUGGAUGGUUGGUCUCAUAAGGCAUCAGCUCUUCCGGGGCCCAGUAAACGUUCCAUUGACCAGAAAAUCCCAAAGAGUAAUUUGAAUUGGGAAGCUGGCUAUGGCCAGAGGCCAAACUCAGGCCAAGAUGAACACUCUGGUGACGCAUCUGAACCCCUUUUCCAGAGCAGGUAUGGUAUGGAAGAAUUGGGUGGCUUUGGCAAGACUGGCUAUGGAGACUCCCAUAUGAUAGACAUGGAUACCUUGGAUGGGUUGCAAGGAUCACCAUCCCAACUGGGUGAGGAUCUGAGCUACAUGGGGCAUUACGAGGGAGACCUGGAAGCUCCAGAAGGAGCCGAGCAUCAAGAUUAUCAAACAGGUGCUUCACGAAAUAGAGGGGCUGCGGUUGGUUCACCUGCCGGCUCUCCCACAAGGACAAACAUUGAUGUUAGCGGAGAGCUCAGCUGUCUAUUGAUCAAUGAAGAAGGGUAUCUACAGGACCCGAAUAUGUUGUACCCUGAAAAUGUGUCUGGUGAUACAGGCGGCAGGGAGAACUUCAGGGGCCCAGGCAUUCGCGUUGACCCAUCUUUAGACAGCACGGAGGACAUGUAUAGACAGUCGGAUGCGUACAGUGACACCUUAAACCUGGGAGAGAGGCUUCAGCAUCAGGCAGCAGGGAGAGGAGGGAGGAGACAAAACUGUAACCAGUGCUCCAUGUCGUUCCCUGAUUCAGCCUCACUAAAGGCCCACAAGCAGACACAUAAGAGCACCGGACAAGUGCCACCGUACUCCUGCACCCAGUGCGGAAAGACUUUCACUCAAGCCUGCAACCUCAAAGUCCACCAGAGGAUCCAUUCGGGGCAGGGUCUCCACCUCUGCAGCCAUUGUGGGAAAGGUUUCUCUUCUUUCUCUGACCUAAAGACACACAAGUGUGGCCAAACAGGUGACAAACCAUACUGUUGCACUGUAUGCGGGAAUAAGUUCAGCCGUCUCUGGAAUCUUAAGUUGCACCGGAGAAUUCACACUCAAGAAAAACCUCAUCGGUGCACUAUGUGUGAUAAGAGCUUCACAAGGGCGGACAUAUUGAAAGUUCACCAGCGUACCCACACUGGGGAAAGACCAUACUGCUGCACUGUUUGUGGACUCAGCUUCAAACGCCUGGAUCAUCUGAAAUCGCAUCAACGCAAACACAUGACAGAUCUAUAAAGCUAGGGACGUUUUUGGGGAGAAGAGUUUUGGAUAAAAACAUUUAACGUUUUAAUUCCUGAUUCUUUAAUGUUACUUUUCUUCCAAACCCCUUGUUUUUUUUCUCAAAAAAACAUUGUUUCUAUUUAUACAAGACAAAGAUGUCAUACAUUUCCCCCUGUCCUUGUGACUACAUUUCAAAUUUUAAAUAAAAUUCCCAAAAGUAUAUCUGUUUGUUGUCUUUAAGAAUUACAUUUUUAUAGCCAAGUCGUGUGUAAGAUUUAGUGGUAUCUUGUUGGGAUUUUAGCGGUUUGCAACUUAAAACCCCCCAGCUCACCAUUUUUCUAAAAAAAGGGCUCUCUUUAUAAUCCAUAUCUGCCAUUCAAUCUUUUUUAAUCAUACUCUGUUCCUUUAUUCAAUGAAACUGAGAAAUUUUACUCCAAUAACAUGCUACUGUAAACAGGGUAGCAUAGAGUUAAGGUGAGAGGGACAAGAUGUAUUGUGCAAAGGGAAUAGAAAAAACCCUGUUGAUGUAAAUGAUGAGUGUGGCAGUGGAGACACAUAACAAGGCAAAUCCUGGAAUCAAUCAUCCAAGUGACAUGGUAGUGGUUUCUUCCUAUUUAUAACGGGACCCCCCUUUACUCAACCAUUCAAGCAAGAGCGAAGGCCGUGGAUAGUUUUCAACGGUGGCUCUAACGGGUGUCAGAGAGGUAGUAUCUCUGCCCUCAUAUCAGAAAACCACAAAAGUUUUCAUUGAUGUUUAAAACAUUCUAGACUUGUAAGUGUGAUGCCUCAUCCAAAAAACUGUUCAGGACUUGAACUUCUGUAGCUGGGGUUUAACAGUGUAGAGUCACAUUUUUUUCCCAAAGGUUUGCAUGGUGUGCAUGAUUCAAAACAUAACUUCUGAUAUUUGGCCAGUAACGUUAAAUAAAAAAGUAAUCAUUUGCCUAAAUUGUUUUUGGUAACAAGGAGGAACAAUUGAAAAUCUGUUUUUCUGGUCCACAUAUCUGGAACAAAGUCCCAGAGAAUCUGCUGCUUUAAAUCCAAAUUAAAGAUGCUUCUGUUGCCUCCUGCCUUAAUGUGACCAUUUUGGAGUUUUGGUAGACAAAUUAUGUCCUAUUUUUAUGUUCUUAAGUUUUUUAUAUUC